AUGAUUCGACCCGUCCCGGGCGCCUUCGACCCGUCUGAACACGCAGUCCAAACCUACUUUAGCCCGGACUGUUCCGCACUCUGGCUCCGCCUAGUCAAGUACCUUGAGGAAGGCACUCUUGUGGCCGAGGUAUGGCUCUGGCUACUGAGGAAGGAACACUUCGCGCGCGUGGCUUCGCGAUCGCAACCCGUAUUUUUUUCGUUCCCGCCGCAUCUUCCCUUUACUGGUUUGGUCCUACGCCCCGAUUCGCGCACUACGGUCAACGUCAGGACAACAGUCAACUCCCCGCGAAAAUUACAGCGUGCAUUGAGGAGGUGCAAAGCAAUACGAGGCACGCACCCGAACAUGAAAGCUCUACAAGAGAAGGUUAAACUUGCGCUGGCCAAUCAGAAGUAUUACGGGCAAAAUCUCCAGUCAUCGAAAGUGAAGCGCGCCGUUGUACGAAAAGUGGCAAGGCACUUGGUCACAGAAGGCCUGGUUAAUCUGACUUCCAAUGAUGGCUCCAUCCUUCCGGCCCCGGGCCAAAUUACACCGUCUUUGCUAUCUGGCAACGAUACUUCUGCCGACACAACACCUAUGAAUAUCAUCGCAGCCAAGCAGGUCGAAACUGUUUUCCUAGCUGCACCUACCGCGAAGCCGCCCCCUCUUCCAGGCAUUGAUCAUACUCAAGAACCGAUUCCUGCCACUCGGAAGGUCAUCAAUCCCACAGUACCAAAAAAGAGGUCGGCGGAGGAAACCGAAGCCGUAGUCGCGAAGAAAGUCAAGGAGUCUGACGACCGUGAUCCAGCCUAUCGCGUAAAUCUGCACAGAUAUCACCUCAACAUGGACACUGAUGUGGAAAGGACGGAAAGGUGCAGUGUCUACUUAACAGGUACUUCUGUCGUUGGCCGAAUCCACUUCAAGCAUGGCAGGGAAAACAAACGGACGGGCGCACGUUCUAUUUCGAUCUCGGCAUUCGUCCCGGAUUUUGAUAUCGAUGCUAACAUGCUGAUCUCCGCUUUCUUCGGUACACACACAACAUACCACUCCGAAGGUACUUACUUCUCCAGGCAUUACGGAGUGCUGCCAAGGGAGUUGUUUCUUGACGCCAUUAUGAGCGGCGAGGUUGUCACGCGACGCACCAAGAACAGGGUAACAUUUGCCCGUGCUAAGACCAUCGCCGACGCCUGGGGACUCACCAACUACCUGCAACCCUUGUUCGAUGCCAUCACCACUAAGCUUUUUCAUGCCUGA
Aplosporella prunicola CBS 121167 is the source of this 1233-nucleotide messenger RNA. RefSeq lists its product as uncharacterized. Lineage: Eukaryota; Fungi; Ascomycota; Dothideomycetes; Botryosphaeriales; Aplosporellaceae. Bases 1 to 1233 code for a protein of 410 amino acids. The record is from RefSeq and is a predicted model, not a curated record. The transcript is spliced from 3 exons.